Saccostrea cuccullata (small rock oyster) is the source of this 2085-nucleotide messenger RNA. Its product is annotated as hillarin-like. The coding region runs from base 166 to 2085 and encodes 639 amino acids. The record is from RefSeq and is a predicted model, not a curated record. The transcript has 9 exons. NCBI's taxonomy places the organism in Eukaryota, Metazoa, Mollusca, Bivalvia, Ostreida, Ostreidae.
GACAAAUGUUUCCAAACUGAAGAUAUAGAGAAAGUUUCGAUCGGAACAGAUGUGUGCUUUGUACAAAAGAGUACAGAGGACCAAUGUCUACAGACAGACUUUCCGAAAGUAACAGAAGUCACUAGACCGGAAGAGGAGACGAGCAAGAUCGGGGUACCGCCCUCCAUGAUUGAGAAUGAUGACGUGAUAGACGGCUAUCCGCCACCAGAACCACCUCAUCUUACUAAGUCUGAAGUCUUCAGCAGUCGUGGCUUCUCUGAUGUAAAGCAACACGCUCUGCAGGUUCCAGAGAUGGAAUGCAACAGUUAUGAAUCUCUGUUAAGAUACCUCUGUGGACAUUUUGAAUCAGACUUUCAGAAAGUGUAUGCGAUUUUCUGUUGGAUUAUAAACCGACAGCUUUCUGUUAUUGAUGAGGACAGGAACAGGGACUCUCCUCUCAUGAUGCAAGGGAAGGGUACUUCAACUAAGCUGAUGAGCAAAAUGUGCAGAAAGAUCAACAUACCAUGUAUUACAGUUCAAGGCUAUGAUAAAAAUGGGACGUAUGAAGUUGGUGACUUCAUGACAAAAGAGAAGCACAGUAGCUGCUGGAACGCUGUAUAUAUAGAAAAGAACUGGUGGUUUGUUUAUUGUAACGGGGCGUCGUCGACUUCAAAAGAGGAAAAUAGACCUGAGUUCAGAACAGAUCAGGAGAGGCAAUUAGAGAGUGGGUCCUCUCCUCUCAAAGCACUCUCUCGCGAUUUUUACUUUUUAACAGAUCCGUCGAUUUUUAUCCAUACUUUCUUUCCGUUUGAUGGCCGUUGGCAACUUUUAAGUAAAACAGUAAGUUUGGAAGAGUUUGAAUCCCUUCCGUUUCUCUACCCUGCCUUCCAUUUCUUAAAACUUGAAUUCGUUGAUAGGGAUAUUGCAUUCACAGAUGCUAUUUCAGAAACUUUCAAUCUUAAAAUCAGAAUUCCUCAAAUGUCGUUGGGAAAACUGAGUUUCGAUUACAAGAUUUCUCGUCUAAAACCUCAAGAGCAUGAGAGUUUGAAUAUGAAGAAGUACUCUCUCCAUUACAUCAUUGAUGAUGUUGCAUAUUUUGACUUCCGGUUUCCCGCUGCGGCAGUUGGAUAUUACAAGCUGCAGAUUUUUGGCAAAGUUUUGGGUCAUGUCACAUCUACGAUCCCUCUCUGUGAUUUUAAGUUAAAAUGUGAGAAAGGGAUAGAUUCACUUGUGCCAUUGCCGGUAGAUGCUGACGUUGGAUGGGGAGGCACGUCUGCUAAACUUGACGAACAUGGCGUUGAGGUGGUUUCACAUGCCAACGGCCUUUAUCCCUGGGUAGAAGAUGAAAUGAAAUUUGAAUUUGCUUAUCCAGAACAUAGUGAUGCGAAAGCAGAAUUAAUGAAAAUUGAUGAAAAUGAAAAACACUUUGAAAAGUCCGUCAACACCGAGAAAAAGGGCCACAACGUUAAUGUAUCUGUACACCCUCCACUAAAUAAACAAGGAGAGUUUGUUUUGAAGAUUUAUAUCCGGGACUCUAAUGCCUCAGAAUUUGUCAAUGUUUGUAAUUACCUAUUAGAGAGGACAGAGAACCAAAGUCAACGGAAGGCAAGAGAACGUCUUCUAAAGUUGCUGAGGUCUGAAGAUGUUAAACCGGCAGAAGUUCAGAAAGCCAAAGAUGAGUUUCAGAAAAGUGGAGGAAAAGACUUCGGGGAGGUUGCUAAAGCUGAAAGGAAAAUGCAUAAUAUGUCACUCAAGAAAGCUAUAGAAGAACUACGAAGAUACAACAACCCGCCUGAUUCGGUUUUAGACAUUGUGCAUGCUACAUGUAUUAUUCUUGGUCGAGACGAAAAGGAUAUUCUGAAAUGGAAACGUAAGAAGAGACUCCUUCGUAAGAUAGAGGUGACCCUGAGUGAAUUUGACUUGAAGCAUGUGUCGGCUGAUUCCCUGACCAGGGCUAAAGAUUUGCUACAGAAUAUGGACAGUGCCAAGGCCCGAAAUUCUAGCGCCGCAGCCGCCGAGCUUUAUGACUGGGCAUGUAAUCACUUUGAUAAAAGAGAUGGAGGAACAAAACUAGGGGUGAAGCAGUUGACAACACAGACACGAUGA